Molecule: messenger RNA, 672 nt
Organism: Plasmodium malariae
Lineage: Eukaryota; Apicomplexa; Aconoidasida; Haemosporida; Plasmodiidae
Product: ribosome biogenesis protein MRT4, putative
Exons: 3
Coding region: 1-672 (223 amino acids)
Biological process (GO): ribosomal large subunit biogenesis; rRNA processing; nuclear-transcribed mRNA catabolic process
Cellular component (GO): nucleolus; preribosome, large subunit precursor
Molecular function (GO): RNA binding
Source: RefSeq, a predicted model, not a curated record
AUGCCAAAGUCAAAGAGAAAUGUAACUAUAUCGUUAACCAAAGUAAAGAAGAAGCUAAAUAAAAAAGAGAUAAAGGACCGUAAGAUAGCUGAAUUGAAAAAACUGAUUGAAAUUCCAAAUAUUUACAUUUAUGCCCUAGAUAUAAGAACCUACUCAAACAACAACUUGAAAAAGGCCAUUGAGUAUUUUAAGCCCAACGGAAAAUUUUUCAUCGGAAAAAAUAAAUUAAUGAAACUUGCCCUUGGUACAAAUGAAAAUAGUGAAGUGAAACCAAAUAUUUUUAAGAUAUCAGAGCUUCUAUAUGGAAACAGGGUCCUCUUAGUGACUAAGGAUAUACCUUUAAAGGUAAUAAAAUUUUUCAACGAGUUUCAACCAGAGGAGUAUAUUAAACAUGGGAAUAUAUCAACAAAAAAUGUUACACUGAAAUGUGGUGAAGUAUUAAAUGUACCUGUAUCUAUGCAGAAGGAUUUACAAAAAAGAAAAGUAAAUUUUGAUAUUGUUGAUCAGAAAAUUAUUUUAAGGGAAAAUAAAAUAUUAGCAGAAAAAGAUAAAUUAGUUAGUAUAGAAAAUUCUAAACUGUUAAGAAUGCUAAAUAUGAAAAUAGCCAAAUUUGAUAUUACUGUUUUGGGUUAUUGGCACUUGAACAAUUUUUUGUCCUUAAUGCAAAAGUAG